GUGAGGUGCACGACCCUGCGUGUGCACCCUUGUUGACACGCUGCCUACAUGUGCACGGCCCUGUGAGUGCACCCUUGUUGACACUCACCCCUUAAGUGCACUAGUUCGAUCCCAAAGUGCAACAGUGCUUCCUAGAGUGCACAAGUGCUCCCUAAAGUGAACUAGUGUCAUCCCUAAAGUGCACAAGUGCUCCCAAAGUGCACAUGGUCUCCCCCCUCUAUGCAUAGUGAUGUGCAACCAUUGAAAACCUGCACAUGUGACAUCUCUUGAAAUAUUGCAACACAUACACACACACCUGACCUACACAUGUGUCUUUAAAUUUUGCAACACACACACACACCUGACCUACACAUGUGUCAUUAAAUACUGCAACACACACCCACACACACACCUGACCAACACAUAUGUCAUUGCAACACACACCUGUCAAAACAGUGACCCCAGCAAACUCUCCAAAGCACCAGGCCGCCGCCCCCCCCCACCUGUGGGGCCUUAGUUCCAACGGGAGCUUGCAACGCGCCUUUGCAACCAUGUCCAGAGUGCCGCUGGCGCCGUUGCUGGUGCCGCUGUUGUUGCUCCUGUUAACGGAAGGAACAUCGCCAACGGAAGGGUGGUCCAGUGUCCGGGAGAGCGUUAGUGUGGCCUCGUGUCGGGUCCUCUGUUUACACAUGUUUACGGCAACGGGGGUAGAGAGAGAUGCCAAGUGUCGCAAGAGUUCCGACUGUUUCAUGUGUUGGAACACAUGUGGGAUUCUCCGCCACCACCUGACCGUCUGGAGCUCCAUGUGUGCUGACCACACUGCCUGUUUUCCAGGUUGCCAAGUCGCCUGUAGUUUCUACAUGGACAAGGCGGCUAAUAGAAGGGGCGGGGCCAGCGACCGCUCGGACACGCCCCCACUCCGGCUGCCAGCCUAUCUUCGCCCGCCAAGUGUCGGUAGGCGGGGCCUGGUGUCGUGGAGCCCCCCUGAUUGGUCCGGGAGCGCCGCCCCCGCCUCCCGGGUGGAUGGCCCCGCCUCCCGGGAAGAUGUCAUUUACGUCCUGCUCUCGCACGGUGAUGGCGGGUGGCGGGAGCUGGCGCAGACCUCGGCUACCAGCACGACAGUUCCGGCCGAGGUGACGGGGGUAGUUCGCGUGCGGCUCCUGGCUGUCAAUCAGCAGGGCCUCCUCGCCGUCUCCGAAGUCGUCCUCCACUUGGACGACGCGGCGAAGGAACACCGUCACCUUGAAGACGUGGCGGACCAGGGCGACCCUUCCGUCACCCCGACCUCUGAAGUGCCUUAUGGAUACAGACUGAAUCCAAUAAGGACACAUCCACCAGCAGUUAUCCCAGCCAGGGAGACGGCCACCAGCAUCCCCCAGUACUCCUCCUCUGUCUUCCAAGAUUCUUCCAAGAGGCUGGCAAGUGAUGCCCCCAGACUCGCUCAUGCUGACACAGCCAAACACACACCACCUGACCAAUCCUAUCCUCAGAUGGCACGGGAUUUAGGCAAGAGUAAUUCAUCUCCACAAGCUCCUUCGGUUGAUUCCUCGUGGACAGUUGAGGUUGUGAAGGUGGAUCUUGGUAUGUUAGCGGAGGUGAAAGUGGCUUGGGAGGCACGUGGUUCUGGUGGCGUGGAAUACUUGCUCUCCUGGGUUGAAGAAUCUGGCUUUGUGUCAGGCCAUUUGUUGACGGAUCAAGUGACCAGUGAGGUGUCUCUAUGGCCAGGCCAAGCAUAUUAUUUACAGGUGGAACUCGUAGAUUCACAUGGAAAUCCUGUCUUGCAGAGCCUCGCAACUCCGGUAAUAUUCAAGUCCACCUCUGUAACCACCAGCUCAACAGCCAAGAAUUACCCUGCUUAUUUAACCACAUAUCCUUUUAUGACUGCACCAAAGACAGAUACAGUAUCCCCUACAACUUCUACCACAAGAAAGAGCAAAACCUCUGAAGAGGAUUCCGAGGUAGUUGGUGAGAAGUCCUCCAGGCAAUUUCCGGUGUCUCUAAUUCCACUUUUGAAGGAUGAUAUUCCACAUGACUUCGUGCAAGACCAGGGCGAUAUUCCUUAUGGACGAUCGUCAGUUCGUAAGAAAAGCUCGGACAUAAAUGAAAAAAUGCGCAUGAUGCAUAAUAAAUAUGGAGAAGUAACGAGAGAAAGUAUUGCAAGGGAGAAGAUGCCAUUAGAAGUUUCUGCAAGAGAAAUGUCAAUAACGGCAAAUUCAGAAAGCGUGUCAAAUGUUGUAGUAUGGUGCGUAGGUGUUGGUAUUGGAGCUCUUCUGCUCUUGACACUCUGCAGCAUGAUAAUAUGGAUGCUGGGCAGAUGUCGAAAAAUAACUCGAAGUGAGGAAUGCACCAAAGAUAGAGUGAAUGGGUUCAGAGGCUCUCUUAGGGUAGAAGUUGCACAGAAAAGCAGAAGAAAUCAAGCUACAUCUUGGACAUUUGAAAACUUUUGUUCAGCAAAUAAAAAAUCCAAAUUAGUUCCAGUAAAAAAAGAGGUAGUUCCAGUUGGGAUUGAUAGUGCUUCUCUAGUGGAGAACUACGUUGUUACGCUGGACUCCCCACCAGCUACCAGUAAAAUUAGACACUAGUCAUUUCCGUUCCUUAAGUGUGUUAUAGAAAUGCAAAGAUUUUUUGUAAAUAUGACUAAACCAUAGAUCUCAAAGAGUUAAGUACAGUAUUUGGAUUCUCAGAUGAAAAUUGUUAGUGGAAUUUAAGGUGUCGAGCAUCAAACUAUAGAAUUUUCUGCUCAAGAGGAAAUCUACAGAUAUUCAUGUGUAUGUACCUAAACAUACAAACUUAAAUUAUCACGUCAUUCUAUUCAUAAUUAUGCUCUUAAAAAUACUAUACAGGGGCCACAUUCACGAAGCAGUUACUCAAGCACUUACGAACCCGUACAUCUUUUCUCAAUCUUUGGUGGCUUUGUUUACAGUUAUUAAACAGUUAAUGAGCUCCG
Messenger RNA from Procambarus clarkii (red swamp crayfish), 2926 nucleotides. RefSeq lists its product as uncharacterized. Lineage: Eukaryota; Metazoa; Arthropoda; Malacostraca; Decapoda; Cambaridae. The record is from RefSeq and is a predicted model, not a curated record.